This is a messenger RNA of Notechis scutatus (mainland tiger snake), 4752 nucleotides long. The record is from RefSeq and is a predicted model, not a curated record. NCBI's taxonomy places the organism in Eukaryota, Metazoa, Chordata, Lepidosauria, Squamata, Elapidae.
AUGAAGACGAGAGAUCUUGCUGAAUGUCACUGGGGACGAUGUAUUGGUGACUGUGGUUCAGGUGGUGUUCAGAGCCGAGUAGUGUGGUGUGUACACUCAGAAGGCUGGACAACCCAUCAUUCAAACUGUGAACAAAGUGAUAGACCUGAAUGCCAGAGGAGCUGCUUUAAAAUAUGUGAUUGGCACCUUGAACUCUUUGAGUGGGAAGUUUCAGAAUGGAGCAUAUGCGUUCUAGUCCCUUUUGCCCACGGUGAAGUCAAACCGAGGACUUCAGAGUGUGUAACUGCACAGCAUGGAUUACAACACAGAACUGUGCAAUGCAUACAAAAGUUGAAUAGAACAGUGGUUUCGAAUGAGAUUUGUGGAUAUUUUACUCCUCAGCCAUCUACGGAACAAGCCUGUCUAAUACCUUGCCCGCGAGAUUGUGUCGUAUCCGAAUUUUCUGCCUGGUCUGAAUGUAGCAAACAUUGUGGAAAAAGUAUACAGCAUAGAACCCGUUUUAUUAUUGCUCCUCCACUCUACGGUGGAAGCAAAUGUCCAAAUCUCACUGAGUCCAGGGUCUGUGAGGUUUCCAUGUCUUGUCCUCAUGCGGAAGAGGAAUAUUCCUACAGUCUUAAAGUUGGACCUUGGAGUAAAUGCCAGUUGCCUCAUCUGAAAGAGCUUAACAUGGUUGGGAGAACUAUUCUGGAUUUCAGUUCCGAUUCAUUAGAGCGAAGCACUUUUAAGCUUGAAAUGGUUGAAAAUUUGCAACAUUCUCACAAAUUUAGGUCCCACUACAAUUCCAGGGCUUGGGAUAUAGAAAUUGGUUAUCAAACAAGGCAGGUGAGGUGCACAAGAAAUGAUGGGAAAAAUGCUAUAUUGAGCCUUUGUAUGCAAGAAGCCAUCCCUUUGACCUUUCGCUCCUGCAUUAUUCCUAAAGACUGUGAAACAUCAGGCUGGUCUUCCUGGAGCUCCUGUUCAAAGACUUGUUACUCAGGGGAUCUCUCACCAGGAUUCCGCAGAAGAAGAAGGAUUAUAAUACAUGAGGCUCUUGGAGCUGGGAAGGAAUGUCCUGAAACUGAAGAAAGAGAAGCCUGCAAUACUGAUGGUGGAGGAAAACACCUUCAGCCUUGCCCAAGAUACUCAUGGAAAACCUCUGAAUGGAAGGAAUGUGAUGUUUCUCUCCUGUUGGAAAGGCAGGACCCUCGACUCGAUAAACAUGCAGCACUCUGUGGAGGUGGGAUACAGAUCCGUGAGGUCUACUGUGCCCAGACAACUUUGGAGGAAAUGCACAAGUCAAAGGAAGUGACUAGACCUGUGGAAAAGAAACUUUGCCUUACUCCCGUUCCUCCUGCUUCUCAACUGUGUAGCAUUCCGUGUCCUCCUGAUUGUGUGGUUUCUUCCUGGUCAGCAUGGGGCCCUUGCAUUCAUGAAGACUGCCAAGAAAUUCAAGGAAGAAAAGGUUUCAAAAUGAGGCACAGACACAUUGUUGUGGAUUCCAUUGGUAAUUCUGAGAACUGUCCACAUUUGAUAGAGGCUAUUCCAUGUGACAAUCCAAUGUGUUAUGACUGGAGCAUUUCAGAAGGAAACUGUUUCCCUUAUAAUGGAAUAUGUGGACAAGGAAACCGUGUGUUGUAUGCCCAAUGCAAAAACAACAAUGAUGAGGAUGUAGCUGAUGAUUUUUGUGCUGAUUCUCCAUCGCCUUCCAAAACAACAACUUGUGAAGUACCCUGUGGGAUGGAUUGUGUUGUGACGGAGUGGGCGCAAUGGUCACCUUGUUCUCAGUCCUGUUCCAAUAAAAAUUCAGAGGGCAGGCAAAGCAGAACAAGAUCAGUGCUGGCAUUACCAGGACAAGGUGGAAAGCAUUGUCCUCCUCCUUCAUCACUCCAGGAGUAUCGACUGUGUAAUGAGCAUUCUUGCAAUCAGCUAUACUGGGGAACCUCUGCAUGGAGUCUCUGUUCAGAAAAUGCCCUGCUAACAACUGUGAAUACUACUAUCAAUUGGAACAACAAGGCAACCUGUGGAGUUGGAGUACAGACUAGGAGGGUGUUUUGUUUGAAAAAUAACUCUGGCCAGGUCCCAGCUAAAAGGUGUCCAGAAUCCAUUAAGCCAGAAACCAUCCGCUCAUGCUUGCUCCCGUGUAAGAAAGAUUGUGUAGUGACCCCCUUCAGUGAAUGGACACGCUGCCCUACCAUCUGUCAACAUGGGAAUACCACUGCAAAAAAACAGUCCCGCUACAGGAUCAUCGUUCAAGAUGCACUUAAUGGAGGAACAGAAUGCCCGGACACUUUAUUUGAAGAGAGAGAGUGUGAAGGUGUUUCACUUUGUCCCACCUACAGUUGGAAGAUCCACAAAUGGGGUCAAUGCUUAUUGGUGCCUGAUUCAGUAAGACAAGGUGUAUUAGGAAUCAAUGAAGCAUGUGGGCCCGGUUUGCAAUCAAGAGUUGUGACAUGCACCUUGGAAGGUAAUCAUUCAGUAGAUGCCAGUGAGUGUUUGAAGUGGGCAGGACCGAUGCCUUCCCUUGUCCAGGAUUGCUCAGUGCCUUGCAAAGAUGACUGCAUGUUUACUCCUUGGUCUAAGUUUACAGCAUGCACUUCAGAUUGUGAAUCAACACGGACCAGGAGAAGAACUCUCACAGGAAGAAGCAAAAAGCGAGAGAAGUGCCAGAAUACCGAAGUCUAUCCUCAGCUUGAGACGGAACUCUGCCCUUGUGUAAUAUUUACCUCCCAGCCUUAUGGAAAUUGGUCGGAAUGCAUCAUUGUGGUAGGAAGAACAGAGCUGCAGUUGGAGAUGAGAUUUCAGAGACAUGGCAAAGAAUGUGGAGAAGGGGUGCGCUUCCGAGCACUUGCCUGCUAUGAUAAGACCGGCAGAGUUGUAGAUCCCUCUCGGUGCAACCACUCAGGUUAUGUUGAACAGCCUUGCACUGUACCUUGUCCAUUUGACUGCAAAUUAAGUGACUGGUCUGACUGGUCUCCUUGUAGUUCAUCGUGUGGGACAGGAGUGAAAAUUCGGUCCAGGUGGCUUAAGGAGAAACCAUACAAUGGAGGGCGCCCUUGUCCAAAACUAGACCCAAAGAAUCAGGCUCAGGUGCACGAGGCAAUUCCCUGUUACAGUGAGUGCAAUCAGUAUUCCUGGCGAGUAGAACCAUGGUCUCAGUGUGAAAUCAGCAGUGCACAAAAUUCCUUCCAUUGUGGAGAAGGAAUACAAAUGAGGCAAAUCAGAUGUAUAAAUACCACUGAAGGUGGAGAUGGUGAACCUGUACCUCUUGUGCUUUGUAAUCAGUCCAAAGUUCCCUUGGAAAAACAGAAAUGUAUCCUCUAUUGUCCUAACGAAUGUGUGGUGUCUGAAUGGAGUCAUUGGAGUCAAUGCCCAGAGCGAUGUGAUCCCAGUUUAAGGCAAACAAGGACUCGACAUAUACUACGAAUGCCUUUAAAACCCAAGACAUGCCCCGAAAGUGCACAGCAGAGACCUUGUAUUCUGAAUCAAAAUUGUUUUCAAUAUAGUUACAAUUUAACAGACUGGAGCACAUGCCAGCUAAAUGAAAAUUCAGCCUGUGGACAAGGAAUUAGGAAUCGCCUUCUAAGCUGCAUUCGCAGUGAUGGAAAAGCUGUGAACAUGAACCACUGUGAGCAGUUGAAUCUGGAAACACCCACCAAAAUGACUGCCAACUGCAUGGUAGAAUGUGUAGUCAACUGUCUGGUUACCGAAUGGUCUCCUUGGUCGGAAUGUUCACAAACUUGUGGUUUUGCAGGUCAGAUGCUCCGUACCCGAUCUAUAAUUAUGGAAGCCCAAGGAGAAGGAAGACCUUGCCCAGCUGAUCUUAUUCAGUUCCGCAGUUGUGUUGUAAAACCCUGCUAUAGCUGGGUUCUUGGAGAAUGGUCCCCGUGCAGAGUGGAGGGUGGGCAAUGUGGAGAUGGAAUCCAAGUACGAAACCUGCAGUGUGUGGUGCUUGAUGGCAUGUCAUCAUCAACAUUUAAGCAAGUGGAGAGUACCCUGUGUGAAGAGCUUCCCCCUAAAGAGAAUUUGCUUCGACUUCCAUGUUCUAUCCCUUGUCCAGGUGACUGUCAUUUAUCCGAAUGGUCUGAGUGGAGCUCUUGUGAAUUAACGUGCAUCAAUGGCAGGAGCUUUGAGAGCAUGGGUCGUCAGUCUCGAUCAAGAACAUUUAUAAUUCAGUCUUUCGAAAAUCAAGACAGCUGCCCUGAACAAGAAUUGGAGACCAGGCCUUGCUCAGGAGGAAAAUGCUAUAAUUAUGUAUGGAAAACAAGUCUUUGGCAAGAUAAUGAACGCACAGUGUGGUGCCAGCGUUCUGAUAGGUUGAAUGUUACAGGGGGCUGCUCUAUGCAGUUACAGCCGGCUACAACCAGGCAUUGCAACCCAGCCUGCAAAAAACCCUUCUCAUACUGUACACAGGGUGCCAUCUGUGGCUGUGAGAGAGGCUACACUGAAAUCAUGAGAUCAAAUGGUUUCCUGGAUUACUGCAUGAAGAUACCCGGUUUAGCAGAUAAGAAAGCUGAUGUUAAAACAAAUGCUGCCAAGCAUAAACCUAUCAAUUCCAAAAUGCAUGACAUUUUCAAAGGAUGGUCAAUUCAGCCUUUUAACCCAGAUGGAAAACUUAAAAUCUGGGUAUAUGGCGUAUCAGCUGGCGGGUUUCUCAUUAUAGUUUUCCUAAUCUUCACCUCCUAUCUUCUUUGCAAAAACCCAAAACAGCCACAACAUACUCCUCCGCCGCAGAAGUGUCUGACUUUAGCCUACGAUGGAGAUGUUGAUAUGUAA